Messenger RNA from Prosopis cineraria, 832 nucleotides. RefSeq lists its product as uncharacterized. The coding region runs from base 97 to 633 and encodes 178 amino acids. NCBI's taxonomy places the organism in Eukaryota, Viridiplantae, Streptophyta, Magnoliopsida, Fabales, Fabaceae. The transcript has a single exon. The record is from RefSeq and is a predicted model, not a curated record.
UCAAAUUAAAACCACGACCGCCUUUCUGGAUAAGAUUCAGAACCUUAAGAAUCUCCCAACUCAAUUCAAAACCUGAAUUCCACCUUCAAAAGAACCAUGAAAACCCUAAUUUUCGCAUCAAACCCAAUUCUCCAUCUCUCAGAACUUCCCACCAGAAAACCCAAAAUCGCAUAUUUUCAAACCAUCCCAAUCACUACCAUCAAGCACGAAUUCAAGCCACACGCAAAUCCCAAAGGCUUUUCAUCCGUUUCGAAUGGAUCAAUCGAAACGACAAGCAAGAAGGCUAACGAUGACAACAACAAGAAGAAGAACGACGAAAACGACGAAAUACCUCAAGAAGUGUUCAACAGAAUGAUAGUGAGGAUCUUAGUUUCAGUGGGGCUUCCAAUGGGGUUAGGUUUGGCAUUUCUUCAUAUAUUUGGUGUUCUAAAGGAGAAUCAACUCUGGGAUGUGCCUCUAUGGCUUCCAUUCACCACAACUCUCUUCACAUUUGGAGCUUCAGCUCUGGGAAUACCGUAUGGCUCCCUGUCCACCAGUUUUGAUGCAGGCAGAAAAGAGUCUCUUCUUGGACUGGAAGAGGUACAAAGGAACUGGCUUGAGAUGUGGAAGGAAGAAGAUCAGAGCCAGACCUGAUUGAAUCAUUACUCAUUCUUUGGAGAUGGUUUGAUUUGGAGUUACAUUAUCAGUAAAUUUCCAAUAGCUGAAUAGUCGAUGUGAUUUGUUUAAUUCUGUUACCGCUGGCUGAAUCUGCUAUAAAUUUCAACAAUUGCUUUUUGUUGGAUACGGUUUUAGCAAAUUAAGGCAGCUUAAUCUAAUUCUACUAUUGCUGUUA